GCUCGUUGUCUUGUCACGUCUGCUGCAUCCAUCGGCAGGGUCAGGGCUUCCUGCCUGUUGAUCAGUACCCAAUACCGGCCAUCUCUGCGCCGUGACGAAAUACUGCUUUUGAAUGAUUAAUUACCUGGAGUCGGUAAUAUUUGAAAUCCCGUGCAACUCAGUCAUUCUUUAAGUGUAUGAACUCUCACGAAAACAACCACCCGGCCCCCAGCACAGAUUCAAGCCAGCUCACCAUGUCUCAAACUACGACUUCCACCAGCACAAAGACAACUAUGGUUGUCAGAAAUCAACCUUUGGAUGUCGCUGAUCUCGAAGUGAUCCAACUGGAAAAACUCAUUGCAAAAGACCCCGCUGAAUCGGCAAAGCUCUUCAAGGCCGCGGGGUCAGAGGGGUUUUUCUACGUCGCUUUUGACAGUGGCCUCUCAGAGAAGAUCUCAGCGUAUCUCCAGAGCUGUUAUCGUGACUCUCAUGAGUUCUUUUCCAAGCCUCUGGACGAGAAGAUGAAGGCGUUCCGAGAGGGGGUAGACUAUGGCUACAAGAAAGCGGGCAUCGAAUCAUUCGAAAUCCCUCGAGACCAACAGAACAGUAUCGCUUUACCAGCCCCGUUCUCAGAACACGCCCAGCCGACCCUCGACCUUCUCAGCAUCUGCGACACCAUAACACGCACUGUCCUCGACAGCAUCUCCGAAAACCUUGGUCCGGAUACAGCCUCUGUUCUGAAAAACGCGCACAAUCCCGACGGCCAGAGCGACUCUGGAUUAAAGUUUGUCUCUGGUCCCACCAAGGCAUCCAUCACAGAGGUGCCCGACACUACCCACACCGACGGCGGCUCGAUCACUCUACUCUGGUGCGAGAAAUGGGCUAGUAUGAUGCAGACAAAAGAGACGAAGGAGUGGUUGUGGGUUGACCCCAAGCCGGACUGUGUGUUGGUCAACGUUGCCAAUUAUCUCCAGGAUCAGGCUGGCCUCCGUGUGCACUCGCCGGUCCAUAAAGUGAGCCAACCAUUUGAUGGCGAGGAGAACCGGUACUUUGUGUCUUAUUUCUUGAGGCCGAAUCACUAGAUAUGCCAAUUCACUGUUAAACCUGAAGCAAAAUGAUUCAGAUUUUCCAAACAGAAAUCAAUUUCAGCCAGAGACAAGAUCUUGUCAGUGACCGGAGCUCAGACUCUCUUGUUGAUUCCCAACAAUGCCCCACUUGAACCUUGGUAAACAAUGGAUUUGAACUCCGAAUUCUGCAGUCAUACUUGCAUCGGUGGGGAAUUAAUCUCUUAGCACACAAUCUGAGUGGGCCAUACCUGACCCACUGCACGAGCAAUAUGCAGGCAACUGGCAGCAAUCUGAUAUAUCAGACAGAGC
This is a messenger RNA of Aspergillus versicolor CBS 583.65, 1355 nucleotides long. Its product is annotated as putative oxidoreductase, 2OG-Fe(II) oxygenase family. Bases 234 to 1061 code for a protein of 275 amino acids. The transcript has 3 exons. The record is from RefSeq and is a predicted model, not a curated record. Gene Ontology annotation, molecular function: dioxygenase activity. NCBI's taxonomy places the organism in Eukaryota, Fungi, Ascomycota, Eurotiomycetes, Eurotiales, Aspergillaceae.